Polyodon spathula (Mississippi paddlefish) is the source of this 4308-nucleotide messenger RNA. RefSeq names its product trans-2,3-enoyl-CoA reductase b (gene tecrb). Gene Ontology annotation, biological process: very long-chain fatty acid biosynthetic process. The coding region runs from base 517 to 1551 and encodes 344 amino acids. The record is from RefSeq and is a predicted model, not a curated record. NCBI's taxonomy places the organism in Eukaryota, Metazoa, Chordata, Actinopteri, Acipenseriformes, Polyodontidae. Gene Ontology annotation, molecular function: oxidoreductase activity, acting on the CH-CH group of donors. The transcript has 11 exons.
UGUCUCCUUUUCUGAGAAGAGCAAGAGAUACAACCAGCCCUUAAAAUAAACCCUGCGCCACAGUGUUGAAGAAACGACAGCACAGAGCCUGGGCUAAGACCUUCUGCUUUAUCACUCAACACCAAGGAUAUAAAUUAAUGUAUUUUGAAAGACUUUAGCGACUGAAAAACGAGUGGAAGAUCUCUUAUACUAUUGGGAGGGGAGGGUGUUGGGAACUGCACAUGCAGUUUAUAUAUAGCUGAGUGUAACUGGUUCCCAGCACCGCCCUAUCGAGUUACAUCUUCAGUCAGCCCCCAAACUGCAAUAGUUCUGUCUCUCUAGCCCUCCGUUCCUCCCUCUUCUGCUGAAUACAGUAACAGCUCUGGGGGGAAAAGAUAGCCAGGAUCUUCACUUUGGGGAUUAAAAUAUUCACCGACAACUUGCUGUUAAACUUGUGUGCUUAGACUAGAAGAAAAAGGAGGAUUACAAGCUUUGAUUACAGGACUUCAUUGCUCUUUCGUUGUGUUGGGUUUGAUCAUGGAUAUAAACUUGGUGGCUUUAGAGGCAAAACAGGCGGGGAAGAAGGCCAAUGGGCCAAAACGCCCCGUGAAGCCGACCAAACCUGCCAAAAAGACUAAAAAAGCUGUUGUUUUCUUUGAGGUGGAGAUCUUGUGCGCCAAGACCAAGGACAAGCUAUGCUUCCUGGACAAGGUGGAUCCCAAUGCUACUAUCGGGGAGAUAAAGGCAAUGUUUCACAAGUCCCAUCCACAGUGGUAUCCGGCUCGGCAGUCCAUCAGACUCGAUCCCAAGGGCAAGUCCCUGAAGGAUGAAGAUAUCUUGCAGAACCUGCCUGUGGGUACCACUGCUACCCUGUACUUCAGGGACCUGGGGGCUCAGAUCAGCUGGGUCACGGUGUUCCUGACGGAGUAUGGGGGUCCCCUCCUGCUCUAUCUGAUGUUCUACUUCAGAGUUCCCUUCAUCUACAACACAAAGUACGACUUCACAACCAGCAAGCACUGGGUUGUACACCUUGCCUGCAUGUGUCACAGCUUCCACUAUGUGAAGAGGCUGCUGGAGACGCUGUUUGUGCACCGAUUCUCUCAUGGCACCAUGCCUCUGAGAAACAUAUUCAAGAACUGUACAUACUAUUGGGGGUUUUCAGCAUGGAUGGCGUACUAUAUCAAUCACCCACUCUACACACCACCAGCUUACGGAGAGCAGCAAGUGCAGUUGGCUCUCAUCAUCUUCCUGUUCUGCCAGAUUGGAAACUUCUCGAUUCACAUCGCACUGAGAAAUCUUCGGCCACCAGGCUCCAAGACCAGAAAGAUUCCUUACCCCACCAAGAAUCCCUUCACAUGGCUCUUCUUACUGGUGUCCUGCCCUAAUUAUACUUAUGAGGUGGGCUCCUGGGUGGGCUUCACGGUGAUGACGCAGUGCCUGCCCGUGGCGUUCUUCACCCUGGUGGGCUUCAUUCAGAUGAUGAUCUGGGCCAAGGGGAAGCACCGCAGCUACCUGAAGGAGUUCCGAGACUACCCUCGCCUUCGCUCCCCCAUCCUGCCCUUCAUGCUGUGAGCAGAGACUGCGGGAGUGCAAUUCAUUAAUAAGAAUCACGAGGAUAACCAUUAUAAUGCAACUCGGACGCUUUCAAAGGAUUUUGUCGUGCCCCUGGUACACAUGCUUACAUACCUGUCGCACUCAAUAGAACGCUGUUCCACCCUUGAUACAAUUAAUGAUUGCAGCUUUACAGUUCAGUACAGUGAAAAUACCCUGCUCUGUAAUUAAGAGAUAAUCAUAGAUGUCUAAUACUAUAGCCUUACAAGCUCAUUUUAAUGUAAAACAGAUAAUUGGUGAGAUAUUAGGAGAUGGUAUUGUGCAAAUAACUAACUUUAUGGUAAUCAUCCACCCUCCAGACAUGACAUCAAUAUGGCACGUGAUCACCAGUAAGCGGGAUUGAUUGUACACACUGCCGAUGAGGGGGGUGUGCUUUUCUGCACAUCCUUAAUAGACAAUCUCUCAAUACCCAUUCAGUGGAGUUGUGUACUUGGGUCUUUUCCCCCCACAUCGCUUAAUAGUAGCAUCUUCUGUACCAUUUAAAAAGUGUGUUAUAGCCUGGAAUCUUAUACAAUACAUCAGGCUGUAUUCAGGCAAAAAGAAAACUACACUGUUGCAAACACCUGAAAUCAUGACUGAUUACAAAUACACACAUUAUAUUGCAAUACCAAUAUUACUUCCUGUCAUUGGUGUCUUCUAAAGCUGAACCUUGCAGACUCAUACUACACUUUGCUUUUAAACCUGCUGCUGACUCACGGAAUUACUGACAAAAUCCAAUGAGAUUCAGUGGGUAGGAGUACUUGACCAGAUAACGUAGUUCUGUCCUGUGCUACUACAGCACAUUACACACUGCUCCAGUCUAAUGUAUUGUAAUAUGGCACACUGAGAAACAGUCAAAUGGCACCUGGAAGGUUGAGGAGCUGAGAGGGGCACAGCACUGACUGUAAUUCUGCUCUGUGUGUCUGUGUUUGAAAUCAUGGCAACCUUUUUCCGUUUUCCAUCUUGUCAGGUCAAACCUGCACAGGUUACACUGAGUCCACAACGCAGGUAUUCGUAUAUAUUCUGUCUUAAUUUUUCCCACCAGUAAAUCCGAUCAUGUAACGUAGCUGUCACUGGAUGGCAGUCUGGCUCCCUCUAGUUUUGGGGAAUGGUGCUAUAUGAGUUAGCCUUCAUUAGCUGGCAAAUCAGCGGAUAUAACCAGCAGUGAACAAGAUAUUGAUCCACAGAUUUGCAUUAGCCAAAACAUUUAUCUGUUAUUUGAAUUGAAUUUUCCCUUAGAAUCAAUACAUGAUAGUAAUAAGUAACCAGGUAUCAGAUUCCUGAUGUUUGCUAUUCAAAGUCAGUUUUCUGAGCCGUUAAUAGAUUUACCUCAAAUGAAUCAUUGGAGUGCAAUUGUUUGACAUCGUGCUUUCAGAAGUAUAGGCUGCAGAAAAAAAAAAGUGAACAGGCCACCGGUAUCUGUAAGAGUUUAUAGCAUUUGAUUUAACUGUAUGAAACAUCUUAAAGUGCUGUAUUUUAAGACUAGUUUUAAAAUCUUUUUUAAUUGCUUUAUCAUUCUACUAUCCCUGUUCUGAGUGUCACCAGGUGAACAGUUCUGUCACUCUCACUGUUGGCAUUCAUGCCUGUGUUCUGUGCAGCUGUCACUUGCUUGGAGGAUCGAUACUGUUUUAACAGGACAGGCAUUCCUAUCAGUUGGUAAACAUGUAUAAAGUGUUUGGAAUAAGAAUGGGAAUUCAGCACAAGACACCGAUAUGGAGUUAUCUUAGGGCACUUCACAAUGGGAAAAUCUAAACAGAGCAAAUGUCAUCCAAUGCAUAUUUCUUUUAUAUUAUAUUUAUUGCAUGGAUGUAUAUCUUCCCAAUUCAGUGUGAUUUAUUUUUUAAUGCAAUUACCCACUUUUUUUUUUUUUUUUUUUUUUUUUUUUUUUAAUUAUUGAAAUCUAUGUAACUGCUCAGAUUAAUUUAAAAAGCCAUUCAUUGUACUGUAGGAAUGAAAUCUGUUUUGUAAAUCAGGGGUGAUCUGGGCAUGUAUUGACAGGUCACAACGUUGAGAUAUUUCAGAGAACAAAUGAAGGUUUUGCUCUCUUGCAUAAAUCAGUCAUGUACUGAAAUGCAUCAUAAUUAAUUAUAUAUAUUUCAAAUACUCUCAAAUGUAAAAAUCAUGGAAAAAUGGUCAGGAAUAUGUGGAUUAUUCAAGUGGCAAAUCUAAAUGUAGACACUACUAAUAUCAUUUUAAAAAGGUCAUUAAUGAGCCAAUGCUAUGAAAAUCUAAUUGUAACAGCUUGUUUCUGUCUAAAAAUGUCAACUGCAAGGGUGCACUCUUUUUUUAAAUGAUUUAAGUAAACACAAGGAUUUAGAUCCACCACAGUUUAGUAACUAUAAUGAACAUAUAACCAAACCCAGUAUAUAUUUCAUUUCCAUCAGGGUGAACAGUGUCAUGUGUAAUACAGUGCGGCAAACUGAACAGUAACAGCUUCAUCAUGUGGGGUUCCCUGCAGUGCUUAACAAGCUCCUUGUCUUAAAUUUGGAAAUAAAAUGUUAAAAAAAAAAGUGCACUACUGGAAUUAACAAUCCUGUAAGAGUCGUGUCCUGCUGAAGAUACAAAUCAUGAUGCUGAAGAAUUUUGUAGCCUGUAUUAGUAACACUUAAUGGACUAAUCAAUGUAGGUAACUAUUUCUGAUUAUUAGUUUUUUUUUCUGUUAAUCAGUAGUUUUAGUUUUUCCUUGUUUACGAAUGACAUUGUUUACAAUGAGUAUGAAGAUUAAACUGAUUAACAGCU